GCAUUGCUCAAUGAUGAAAAGGUCGGAGAGAGUAAUGUACCAUUGUCUGGCAUAACUCUAUUUUUCCUUGAUCGUCUGAUCACGAUUCUGUUCUGGGUUGCCCUCCUUAACCCAAUAAUUCACCUGGGAACACCAUCAAUGGAGAUCGAAAGCGACCCGACACACCAAGAAUCCAAAAGGACCAAUAAAACCCACCAAACCCCCAUCCCAACCCAACAAGCUUCGGACCGACUUCCCGACCUUCCGCACGAAAUCAUCGCCGAGAUACUCACGAGGCUGCCCGUCAAGUCUCUGCUGCAAUUCAGGUCAGUUUGCAAAUCAUGGCUUUCUCUAAUCUCAAAUCCCCAUUUCGUGAAAUCCCAUCUCAGUUUAGCAUACAAAAGCGAUGAUUAUACCCACAGGAGACUUGUUUUGAGCUGUGUUCGUCCCCAUUUCGAUCUCAAGUCAUGUUCCCUUGGAUCUAUAUUGAAUGACCAAUCCGAUACGGCUGUAGAUCUUGAUUAUCCAUUGAGAGCCCCUCAUAAUUCGGUCUGGAUUGUUGGUUCUUGUAAUGGUUUGGUGUGUAUUGCUAUAGAAGAAGAUGGCGUAUUCCUGUGGAACCCAACUACUAGGAAAUCCAAUAGGUUGCCGGACUCAGGUGUUCAAAUGCGUUACGGAUGCUUUAUUAUAUAUGGGUUUGGUUAUGAUUUGUGUAAUGAUGACUACAAAGUGGUAGUGAUCUUCUGUGUUCUUCGUAGCGGAGGUUCAUACGAGACUGAGGUUAAGGUUUACUCAUUAAGGACCGAUACAUGGAGGAGGAUUGGAGACUUCUGUCAUGGUAUUCCGUUGAAUGAUUCGGGGAGAUAUGCGAGCGGGUCGCUCCAUUGGUCUGCUAGUGGGGUUCAAGGUUCAAGUUACUCUUGGGACAUUGUUUCUCUUGAUUUGGUGAACGAGGUGUACGGGAAGGUUGUGCUGCCUAAUUUUGGUGAGGGUAGGUUUGAUUCGACGUUGGAGAUUUUAAGAGGAUGCCUUUGUGUGCUAUGUAACUUCCCUGGUACUCGCUCUGAUAUAUGGGUGAUGAAGGAGUAUGGGCAGACAGAGUCAUGGACUAAGUUGUUUUCAAUACCACAUAUUACAAAUCUAUGGGGUUAUGAAGACUCCACGCUAUUGUAUCUUUCAAGGAACGGUGAAGUUUUACUGCAGCUUGGGCCACGAUUAAUUUUGUGCAAUCCCAAAGAUGCUACAUAUAAGAAUAUUGUGAUUCACAAUUUGCUUGCUUGGCUUGAAGCUCAUAUCUAUGUUGAGAGCCUAGUCUCACCUAACGCCAGAAAUGUGAUUCAGAGGGAACACCAAUAACAUAAAGCAUAGACAGUGAUGCUCUUUGCUUCUUGGGGUGACUCGGGGUCGGUGGCGUGCUACAGGUUUCCAACCGUGUUGGUGGGCGAUGGUGCGGGUCAUCGGCCUCGGCAUCUAGUGGUCUCCCUUGCGUCCAGUUUCUGGUUUUUUGGCGGUGGUUGUUCACCUGGAUUUUGGAGGUCGGCGGGCUGUUUGGGCUGUGGUGUGUGGUGGUUGUGAUUUGGUUAGGGUUAGGUUGGGGGUUUGGGCUAGGUUUGGUUCCUCUUGGACUGGGUUUGGCCCAUUGUUGAGCGUUAGUGUUUGAUUUGGACAUUGUAGGCCUCCUUGUGCUUAAUUGUAUUUAUCUGGGUUGGUUAGACCCAUUUAAGAUAUUUGGGCUUCGGCCUUUAGUGGGUUUCAUCCCAUUUGGAUGCCCUGGCAGAUUGGCUUUUUGCCAAUUGUAGGUCUGGGUUUUGGAUUU
Messenger RNA from Rhododendron vialii, 1795 nucleotides. RefSeq names its product F-box/kelch-repeat protein At3g23880-like. Lineage: Eukaryota; Viridiplantae; Streptophyta; Magnoliopsida; Ericales; Ericaceae. The record is from RefSeq and is a predicted model, not a curated record. Gene Ontology annotation, molecular function: protein binding. The transcript is spliced from 2 exons. Bases 139 to 1335 code for a protein of 398 amino acids.